Sycon ciliatum is the source of this 620-nucleotide messenger RNA. RefSeq lists its product as uncharacterized. Bases 54 to 620 code for a protein of 188 amino acids. NCBI's taxonomy places the organism in Eukaryota, Metazoa, Porifera, Calcarea, Leucosolenida, Sycettidae. The record is from RefSeq and is a predicted model, not a curated record. The transcript is spliced from 5 exons.
ACGGAGCGUCUCAAUCUCUGGAAUCGUGCCGGCGAGAAGGAGUAGAACAAGCUAUGGGUUUCGACAGUUCAUUGCGUUUGGCCAUCAUGGCCAUCAUGUGCCUUGCACUUGCAACGCCAUCUCAGGGCUGCUGUGAUAUUCGCCAGGGUGUAAUGGAUCGCCCCAGGCUGUGUCCUGGCUUCAAUGUCAACUUUGGCUCCGUUGCGGACAGCCGCAAGACAGCGGGAUUGGCUUGGUCAGUGGAUUACGGCGUGAAGCCAACAUGCAAGUCAGGCCACGCCGCAAUGGGUAAUGUUUCAUGUUUGGCCGACGGAUCCUGGUCUUUCCCGUCCGGUAUGGAUCAAGCGCAGUUCGUCUCGUCCGCUUGUUCCGUCCGAGUACUCUGCCCUGGUUUCAAGAUCAGUCAUGGCUCUGUACCAGACUCCCGCAAGCCAGAUGCUAUGCCCUCUUCUACCAUAUACGCUGUGAGGCCAACGUGCGAUUCAGGUUAUGAUGUGAGCCACAAAGCUACUUGUUCAGGCGAUGGAUCUUGGUCUUACCCGGCUGGGAUGGACAAACCUACGUUUAUGUCCACCGCUUGCUCCGCCGCCGCCAGAGGUCAUCAAGGCAAAACAGCAUAG